AUGCAGGCCGCCAAAGAAGCUGUCAAGAAGUUCACUUCUAAGGAUGGACACCAUGACACCACUGUUCAUGAGACCGUCUCCCCUGCAGUUACACAGGAGACCGUGAGCCGGCAACAAGAGAACAGAGUCCAGACAGCUUUGGACAAAGAGGUACACCAAGACCAUUACCACACCUCCGUCCAGCCCGUGCACGACAGAGAAGUGCUCCCCGAGCAGCAUCACCACAAGGUGGGAGGUGUUGAGCACCGCAACUUCGAGCAUGACGACCACUCGAGGAACAAGGAACGUCUCGCCGCUGAAGCAGCUCAGUUCAAAGACCAGUCUACCAGAGUAGAGGGGGAGCAUACCACCCGCGGCGAGCCCGUCGUUGCUGGCGAGCAUGUACACCAUCAUGUGCAUGAGAACAUCCAGCCCGUCGUCAACAAGCAGACUGUCGAGCCUCACGUAGUGCACAACACCAUUCCCGUCCACGAGGUCCACCACAACGCUGCCCAGCAUCAUGGCACAUCAGCUCUGCCCGCUGUGAGCAUGAGCGAGUUCCAGAAUCAGGGAGGUUCGCUCGGCGGACGUGGUGAGCGCUCUGAUGCUUUCACCGGCGAGCCAAGGCAUGUUGGCGGUGCCCUUAGUGGUAACAAUCACGGCGGCAACACGACCGGUGGUGCGGUUGGUGAUGGUGUUCACUCUACCGGCAAACCCACACUUGGCCAGAAGGUCAACCCCAAGAUCGAUGCCGAUAGAGAUGGGAAAGCUGGUAUUUUGGAUUAA
Molecule: messenger RNA, 765 nt
Organism: Zasmidium cellare ATCC 36951
Lineage: Eukaryota; Fungi; Ascomycota; Dothideomycetes; Mycosphaerellales; Mycosphaerellaceae
Exons: 5
Coding region: 1-765 (254 amino acids)
Source: RefSeq, a predicted model, not a curated record